AUGUCUUUCCUCGGAGGAUCAUCUGCUCCCACGAGCGCCAGCCAGACUCAGGCCAUCAAGCAACAAGUCGCACAGGAAGCCGCCGUCGCAAACGCAAGACAGCUGGUCGAGAAACUCAACGAACACUGCUUCGAGCGCUGCAUCCCCAAGCCCGGUGCUUCCCUAUCCUCGGGCGAGUCUACCUGCUACUCCCAAUGCAUGGAGAAGUACAUGUCGGCAUGGAACGUCGUCUCCAAGCAAUACAUCAACCGCAUUCAGAGAGAAGCUGGUGCUGGAGGCCUCAUGUAA
Aureobasidium subglaciale EXF-2481 is the source of this 288-nucleotide messenger RNA. RefSeq lists its product as uncharacterized. The transcript has 2 exons. The record is from RefSeq and is a predicted model, not a curated record. NCBI's taxonomy places the organism in Eukaryota, Fungi, Ascomycota, Dothideomycetes, Dothideales, Saccotheciaceae. The coding region runs from base 1 to 288 and encodes 95 amino acids.